UAAAAAUUUCUAUUGUUAACUGCAUUUUUCUUACUAUUGUAAAUAAUCAAACUACGUAACCAAAGAAAAUCUACUCUGUACGUAACGUAAACGUACAUAAAUGUGAGAAUCUGACAUUUAUUCCAAUUUUUUUGUUUGAUGCUGAAACAUAAAUAUAACUUAAAAUGUCGGAGUCUGAUGUUGUAAAAAUGAAAGUGGCCGAUCUUAAGCGUGAGCUUAAAUUACGCGGUUUGCCAAUUACUGGGAAUAAAAAUGAAUUACAAGAUCGGUUGUCUAAUGCGUUAUUAGAUGGUGAGAUAUCCCUCGAAGAUGCGAGUGGGGAGCUUGAUGAAGCUAUACUUACAGAUGAAGAUGAAGGAAUCCUAGGGCCUGAUGAAAAUGAAUUACUCAAAAGCCCUACGUCACUGGAGCCGACAGUUGAUGCAAACGAUGAAGUAGCAGAAGCUGACACAAAACCAACUAAAGUUGUUUUGAAAAGGCCUCACGCAAUUAACUCCAACAAUGUAACAUCAUCCAGCGAAGACAAUAUAACAAAUAUAAAUGAAAAUGCUGAUACAUCGUCACCAGUUAAAAUGAUGAAAAAAGGUUUACAUACUCCUAUCACAAUGUCGGACACUGUAACAACCACUGAAGACAAGAAAGUUGAGUGUGAAAAACCUAAUGCAAUAUCUAAACUAAAUGAGAUGACAGCAGCAGAACGUCUCGCAAAUCGAGCUAAAAAAUUUGGCAUUGCUAGCGGGGCGAGCCAACCUCAAAGUGAUGAAAAAGAGCAGAAGCAAUUAGAUAUACUAAAAAAACGUGCAGAACGUUUUGGCUGUGUAACGUCAUCAAAAAUGGUAGAAAUUAGCGAUAAAGAAAAAUUACUUAAGCGUCAAGAACGAUUUGGUACAUCAAAUAAAAAUACAAUAAAAAGUAUUGGCCCAGUGCCGGUAUUGAAUUCUACAAAUGGUUCCGAUGAAUACGCUGAAAAAGCACGUUUACGUUUAGAGCGAUUUAAAAAUACAACGGAGGCAGUUGCGGUUAAGAAAGAUGAGCCAGUUACAACUUCUGGUGAAGUUAAAGAGGAAUAGAGUUCAACAAAUUACAUAUACAUGAACAUUUUCACAUGGAAACUAAUUUGCUUUUUGGUUACGGGUGUUUCUUUAUCACUUUAGUAUUUUUUAUAUUUAUUCAUAUAAAUAUCUGCUUCUAAUUCCAUAAAUAUUCCAUCAUUUCAUUUAUUAGAGCCAAUCACAUUUAGUAACCUAAGCAUUUGUUUCUAUAAAAGU
Molecule: messenger RNA, 1268 nt
Organism: Teleopsis dalmanni
Lineage: Eukaryota; Metazoa; Arthropoda; Insecta; Diptera; Diopsidae
Product: SAP domain-containing ribonucleoprotein-like
Exons: 2
Coding region: 165-1070 (301 amino acids)
Biological process (GO): poly(A)+ mRNA export from nucleus
Cellular component (GO): nucleus
Source: RefSeq, a predicted model, not a curated record